Messenger RNA from Fulvia fulva, 351 nucleotides. RefSeq names its product Eukaryotic translation initiation factor eIF-1. Gene Ontology annotation, molecular function: translation initiation factor activity; RNA binding; ribosomal small subunit binding. The record is from RefSeq and is a predicted model, not a curated record. The coding region runs from base 1 to 351 and encodes 116 amino acids. Lineage: Eukaryota; Fungi; Ascomycota; Dothideomycetes; Mycosphaerellales; Mycosphaerellaceae. Gene Ontology annotation, biological process: translational initiation. The transcript has 3 exons. Gene Ontology annotation, cellular component: eukaryotic 43S preinitiation complex.
AUGUCCGGGCAGAUCGAGAACCUCAAGUCUUUCGACCCCUUCGCGGAAGCCGAUGAAGGAGAAGGCGAGACCAAGCAGUCGCAGAACUACAUCCAUAUUCGUAUCCAGCAACGCAAUGGACGCAAGACCUUGACCACAGUCCAAGGACUCCCCAAGAAGUUCGACCAGAAGAAGAUCCUCAAGGUGAUCAAGAAGAAGUUCGCUUGCAAUGGCACCAUCGUCAACGACUCGGAGAUGGGUGAGGUGAUUCAGCUGCAGGGUGACCAGCGCAAGGAUGUGCAGGAGUUCCUCGUGGACAAGAAGGAGGGCCUGGAGCUAGAUGCCAAGACCAUCAAGGUCCACGGUUUCUAG